CAUGACUUAAUGUGCUCAUACUCGAUAUGUCAGAUUUGUUAAUCAACAGAACAAUUGAAUAGAAGUCUUAGUCUUUAAUAUAAUCAUCCAGCAGUGAAUGGAUUGUGCUUCGGUGAAGGUUAGGAUGGUAGCAUAUGGUUUGAAAGGCCAGACAUGUGUUAAAAACAGCUUUAAUUUAGCCUAGUUCUACAUUUAUGCUAAGUUGGUUCACUCCAAAAUUAAGUUUCUCCACAAGAUGGCGACAUAAAUCCACAUAGAAUUUCGAUUGCGUUGCUAAGCAGCACUCCGUUUAUUCUAGUGUAGUAGCAGAAAAGACCAAAAAUAUUGGGUGAGUUCGGCUAGAGAAGAAAACUAGAGUAGCUGACAAGUUUGGAAAAUGGACUUUACCAUCCCACUAUGAAUUAGGCCGAGUUAAUUGACGACUUAUCUCCGAGAAAGAGAGUCGAUGUGCAGAGUUCUAAGGUGUGUCCCAAUAUGGGCAGCAUCGCAGAGGGCAACUCUCAUGGAGCUCACUGUUAUUGGGCUGUAUGUCAGCAUCCUUGCUGCUGGGAGGCAGAGCGCAGGCUUGCUAAAGGCAUCUCAUCGCAAGAAGCCAAGUUGUCUCGUGCCCCUGCAAACGGCUAUGUAGAUGAAUUCCCAACAUUGACAGUUGUGGAUGUUUCACAGUGGACCAGGGGCAAAGAGAAAUCUUGUUCCAACCCUUUGUAUGUGAGUAACAGCACAGACAGCCUGACGUGUGAGGCCUCUCAUUAUAACCAGUCUUUCCCACCUUUGAGUCCUGUCAUGGAGCAGAACAGGAAAUCAGAGAAACGACUUCAGCUUCCACCAGUGACCUGUCUGGAUUUUUCCACUCAGAGCAAGCAGCAGAUUAAGCUUAACACAGCUUGGAUUGAGCCACUGGCUAGUUGUCCUAGUCCAACUCGAGUUUCAAACAUGCUUGUUAUGUUGGUUCCUAAUCCAGACCCAGCCCCUGUUGCUCUCUCCCAGAACAGUGAAGAAAGGGCUAAAUCCCCUCAUGUGGCUGUGAAAGAGAUUUUCUGUUUGCCACCCUCAGAAACUUUGAUCAAAUCAAAUAUCAGGAAGAAAACCACAGGUGUGAAAAAGAGGGUGCGGUUCCAGCUGUCUUUCUCCCCAUCCAUCUCACCGCUGAUGGCCUCGGAUUUACCAGAGCCAUUCAGUGUCCUUGGGCACACAGCUGGCCCCUGGCAGGCCGCGGAGGGCACACGGACUUCCCCUCUCUCUGACGCGCGAGGCCCAGACACAGCCAAGCGGAGGCCCGAGUCAGCACCUUCCGCAAACAAAGACCCGUUUUUGCUCAGAAACAAGCCUGUGGUCUUCCACGACAUCACAGAGAAGAAGCAGAAGAAGGUGCUCGGUGAUGUCCGGAAAAUGUACAAACUGGACUACAAGAAUGGUGAGGAGGGUAUUGACUGGAAAAGUCUCAGGGCACAGAGUUAUUUGUGGAAAAAAUAUAACCUGUCAAACAACCGUACGAAGGACAAAGCUAUUCCUCUAGAGGGCGCUACUGCACCCCUGUCACCACAGCAUACACUUCUCCGUCUCAGCGUCAUUCCUCAGGCUGCAGUGCCCCACCUAAGGAAUCCAGUCUUAAAAGGUGCUGCAGAAAGGACCUCCCCUCAGCAGAGCAGCCCAUUAGUCUCCCAGAGCAAAAGUAUUCUUAAGAAGUCAUCCAACCACAGUCCUAGUACAGGUGCUCAAAGCCCACCUCAUCCCUUUGAUGGAGAUGCGGGUGAAGUGCCUAUAAAGCAAGACAGUGAUGUUCUCUUCAUAACUUGUCCAUUCCAGCCAGAGGAAUACUCUGAAGAGCCAACUCUGAACACCUCUGUAGCCAGGAUGAGCGAGGAAGCAGAGGAGCCUCAGCAUAGCCAGGUAAUGCCAGCCGCUCUCCACAGCCCCGCCAGUAAGAAGAGGCUACAGUGGGCAGACUAUGAGAGUUUGGAGCCUGAGCCUGAGGUCUUUUGCCCUGAGCUUCACGCACCACCACCCAGUCGUGAAAACCGAAGCAGAAAGUCUCCAGCGAGCAACGAGCAGUGAAAAUGAUCAACCUUCACCCUCGCCCAGCACUGAUGGCAUUGUGAGAGACUGCCCUCUGGCUUGUAAUCGUGCAGGAUUCCCUCCCGUUGCCGGCUAUUUCCUCUCUGGCCCGGAGUUCUUGCUCCGCCAGCUGUAUUAGCUGAGGAAAGUCAGUUCUCACACCCAGGUCCUGUCUGAAUGCCAGAGGACAUCCAAGCGACCCACACAGUGUGCAACACGAAUGGGAAAAAAAGGAAAAGAAAAAAACAUCCCACCCUUUUUCCUAAACAGAGGGUAAACUGUCAUCGUCGUCGGAAAAGCGCAGGGAGCUUCCACAACGAGUACAGAUUUCCAGAGUGGCCUCCCAAAGGAUGUGCUCUGCCAUAGCAACAGAUGGCCUCACAUUAACGCGGGCCCUAUAAACCCCAAACAGCUGAGACCUGUUUGUUUGA
This is a messenger RNA of Sardina pilchardus (European sardine), 2486 nucleotides long. RefSeq lists its product as uncharacterized. The transcript is spliced from 12 exons. The record is from RefSeq and is a predicted model, not a curated record. The coding region runs from base 475 to 2055 and encodes 526 amino acids. NCBI's taxonomy places the organism in Eukaryota, Metazoa, Chordata, Actinopteri, Clupeiformes, Clupeidae.